ACCCCGGCGUCCGAGCUGCCCACCGCGCGCUCCGAGGUCCGGCGGCAUUUGCUCCAGAGCUGCUCGAGAUUUUCGCGGCGGUUGCUGGGCGUAAGGGCCGCGCCCGGGGUCGUGGAGGAUGCCGAAGGAGUGGUAGGCAUUCGCAAGGAAGAAGGAAGAGGUCAGAAAAGACUGACUGAAAAGUUAGUUUUAUUAACCGCAGACAUUCACCGGUGCAGAUAUUAACCGGUGGAUUUAUAGUCCUUUUCUUCCUUCAAAUUACUUUUAAUAAUUAACAUGUACACCACAGAACCAGAAAAUGAACAUCUAGAGGAUGAAAAUGUCCAGUCAUCUACAGCUCCUCAGAUCCUCAAAGCUGGAGAUGCUGAUGAACAUGAAGAAAAUAAGGAACCUAUCUUGUCAGAAACAGAGGAAACAAAACCACAGAUGGAAAAGGAGGGUUCUUGUCCUCCACAAGGAACACUGAAUAAAGCAAUUACAAAUGGAGUUAUGCUUUUUAUGAUAUGGUGUGUAACCUGGUCAUUCUCAGGCUCUUCAGUUUUUCCUGGUGGAAGUUUAUUUGGAGUGUUAACUAUCUUUUAUAGUUCCAUUAUUGGGGGGAAGCUUGUGGAAAUCAUUAGAAUACCUUCAGUACCUCAGCUUCCUCCUCUUCUUGGUAUGUUACUGGCUGGUUUUACCAUUAGGAAUGUUCCAUACCUCAGUGAUCGUGUCUGGAUUAGUAACACCAUGUCUUCAACUUUAAGAAGUACUGCCCUUACCAUUGUUCUCGUGCGAGCUGGGCUUGGACUUGAUCCACAGGCUUUGAAGCGUUUGAAAAGAGUUUGUUUAAGAUUGUCUAUGGGUCCAUGCCUCAUGGAGGCAUGUUCAGCUGCUAUUAUUUCCCACUACCUUAUGAAAUUUCCCUGGCAAUGGGCAUUUCUAUUAGGUUUCGUAGUAGGUGCAGUCUCUCCUGCUGUUAUUGUCCCUUCCAUGUUACGUUUGCAAGAAAAGGGAUAUGGUGUUGAGAAAGGCAUUCCAACCUUAUUAAUAGCUGCCAGCAGUUUGGAUGACAUUGUAGCUAUCACUGGAUACAACACAUGCUAUAGCAUAGUCUUCUCCUCAGGUAGUGAACUUAGUAACAUCCUGACCUCGUUUCGGGAUGUCGUUAUUGGUGUGGUGUCAGGAGUUGUUUUGGGAAUAUUUGCUCGGUAUUUUCCAAGUAGAGAUCAGGGAAAACUUCCACUGAAGAGAGCAUUUCUUAUUUUGAGUAUGUGUAUAACUGCUGUUUUAGGCGGCCAUCACAUUGGUUCACAUGCAGCUGGAGGAUUAUGCACGCUAGCAUUAAGUUUUGUUGCAGGGACAGGUUGGGCCACAGAAAAGAUUAAAGUUCAAAAAAUUAUUGCAGCUACAUGGAAUAUUUUUCAACCUCUUCUUUUUGGUUUGGUUGGAGCAGAAGUAUCUGUUGCAUCUCUUAAAUCAAAUGCUAUUGGCAUUUGUGUUACUAAUGUGAGUUUGGCAUUAUUAAUUCGAUUUUCUUCUACAUUUGUGUUGAUGUCUUUGGCUGGUUUUAAUUUUAAGGAAAAAAUAUUUAUUGCUUUUUCAUGGAUGCCCAAAGCUACAGUCCAGGCUGUAUUAGGUCCUCUGGCUCUAGAAAAAGCAAGAAUCAGCGCACCCCAUUUGGAACCAUAUUCGAGGGAUGUGAUGACAGUAGCUUUUCUAUCCAUCUUGAUCACAGCUCCAAAUGGUGCUCUAAUUAUUGGCAUUCUGGGACCUAAAAUGCUCACUCGCCAUGUUUCAAGCAGGACAGUGGAAUUGGCAGGAUUAGAAUUACAUUAAAAUGUUGACUUGCCAUCACCUUGCCUGCUUCUCCUAAUGAAUUAUCUUACAUGAGAGAAAAAUUAAAAGGUACAAAUAUGUGGAGCCUGUACCUAGAACCAAGGAUUUAAUAAAUAUAUGAUUUUA
This is a messenger RNA of Phacochoerus africanus (Common warthog), 1941 nucleotides long. RefSeq names its product solute carrier family 9 member B1 (gene SLC9B1). The record is from RefSeq and is a predicted model, not a curated record. Gene Ontology annotation, molecular function: antiporter activity. Gene Ontology annotation, biological process: proton transmembrane transport. Lineage: Eukaryota; Metazoa; Chordata; Mammalia; Artiodactyla; Suidae. The transcript has 13 exons. Gene Ontology annotation, cellular component: membrane. The coding region runs from base 277 to 1815 and encodes 512 amino acids.